Messenger RNA from Drosophila busckii, 650 nucleotides. RefSeq lists its product as uncharacterized. The record is from RefSeq and is a predicted model, not a curated record. Bases 91 to 471 code for a protein of 126 amino acids. The transcript has a single exon. NCBI's taxonomy places the organism in Eukaryota, Metazoa, Arthropoda, Insecta, Diptera, Drosophilidae. Gene Ontology annotation, molecular function: metal ion binding.
AAGUGUUCUCCGAUUGCCGAAAUCAAGUUCAAUUUUGUUUCAUUUCCAAAGGGUAUCCUUGGCCUAAGUUGUACUCUGUUUUGUGUAAUCAUGCAGCCUCCCACCAGCUCUAGCCCCUGCAUAUUCUGUCUCGAAGAGCAGCAGCAGCAGCCAACGCGGCUGCCUUGUCGGCAUUCAUUCUGCCGGCUUUGCCUCGAGCGUUAUUUGCAGCUGAGCCGCGAUCGACGCUGCCCGCUCUGUCGGCGCGGGUUUCAGCUGAGCGCUGAUGCAGCAGCAGUUGCCGUUCCAGACAGGACAGUGCUGGCAGAUGAGCAUGUGCUCGACCUAGACAGGGACAUGCUGAACGAUACGCUAGUGCUAACGCUCAGCGAGCAGGAAAUGCGUUUCUUUGCCGAGCUCUACGACGAAGCAACGCGUAGCAAUCGGCAGCGUGCAACAUCGACAGACAAACGAAGCUUGGCUGGCAGCUAAUUUGAGGCGUUGCUGCUGCAACUGCAACUGCAUCUGUGAGUUUUAAUCUGCAGUGAAGCACUGAUAUGUUGGCAGCUCUUUGAGUGAAACUUGUUCAGUUAACGUAAGCUGUGAUCUGUUAGUCAAAUGUAUAAUUUAACUUAAGACUCUUGUCUAGCAAUAAACGUAGAAUUUAUCUU